AUGAGAUUAACAUAUGUACAAGUUAGGAAAAUUACCAAUGCAGCUAUUGAAAGGUAUGUUUCUCUCAAUAAGCACACGACUGGUAGCACAGUCUUCCAAGGUACAUUAUAUGAAAAUAUAGCAAUGAGAGAAAUGAGUCAAAAGCUCGGUAUGAUAAAUCUCGAGAGAGUUGGAGGGGCUCAUGAUGGUGGUGUUGAUGUUACUGGAGAUUGGUCGGUCGUUCCCAUUUACAAAAAAAUGGAACGGGUUUUAGGGCCUUACCGGGAUAAAAUCCCAAAGAGAUGUACAGUAAAUGGUGCCCGCUUAACACCGAUCGCCAGUAAAAUUGAAUCUGGAAGUGAGAUUUUACCAUUAAGGGCUCUGGUUCAAUGUAAAGCCUUCACAUCCAGCAAAGUCACCCCCAAGGAAUUGAGGGAAUUGGUAGGGACAUUUGGAUCACUUGUAACAAAUUCCAAUCGGGAUAAGACUGUCGUUAUAAUGUGUUCCCCACAUCUUCUUACCAAAGACAGUUUAAAACUAAUUAAUGGCCUUCGGAUUCCAUUGAUAUAUCUUAGGAUAGAGAUGCUCCAAUUUCUACAAGGUCAAGAAAAAUACGAUUUUGAAAACUCAGGUAAGUUAAUCAACUAUUUCGAAAAUGAAUAUGCAAUGCGACUUUUGCAAGGAUGUCGCAUUGAUGAGUGGGUAAAAUACGAUAUUUACAACAAAAUUGACUCUAGAUGUAAAAAAUAA
This is a messenger RNA of Maudiozyma saulgeensis, 729 nucleotides long. NCBI's taxonomy places the organism in Eukaryota, Fungi, Ascomycota, Saccharomycetes, Saccharomycetales, Saccharomycetaceae. The record is from the annotation of a GenBank genome assembly.